Molecule: messenger RNA, 3819 nt
Organism: Cryptomeria japonica (Japanese cedar)
Lineage: Eukaryota; Viridiplantae; Streptophyta; Pinopsida; Cupressales; Cupressaceae
Product: FACT complex subunit SPT16
Exons: 3
Coding region: 344-3526 (1060 amino acids)
Biological process (GO): transcription elongation by RNA polymerase II; positive regulation of transcription elongation by RNA polymerase II
Cellular component (GO): FACT complex
Molecular function (GO): nucleosome binding
Source: RefSeq, a predicted model, not a curated record
AAUUAAAAUUCCACAAAGGUCGAGUUCCAAAGGGAACAAUUAAAAAACUUCUGCUGUAAUAGGUAGUGUAAAAUACGUUUUUAUUUCCCUCCCAAGUUAGCGCUCAGAGUCUGCAGUCCUUCCUUCCGCUUCUGAAAACCGUAAGAUUAAAAACAAUGAGCGUAUUAUAGGAUGGAAGAAUGAGAGGGAGCAUUCACUUGGUUUUACCGUCACAAAAAUCGCUUGGAAAUUCGUGUAAACACUUGGAGAUCUUUGAAAAAGAAGAAAAACUGCAAACCCUUAAAAAAAACCCUUACAGGACUGGAAUUAGCUCACCGCUAAUCGGGUUUGAAGCUGUCUAAAAAUGACGGAAGCUGCAAAUGGGGGCUCAAAACCCUCAAAAUCUUCUGGUGGCGGCUACGAAAUAAACGUAGAAAGCUUCACUAAAAGAUUGAAAAUUUUGUACGGCCACUGGAAGGAGCACAGGCAGACCUUCUGGAGCGCCUGUGAGGCGAUAACGGUUUCCGCCCCUCCGCCGUCUGAAGAUUUGCGUUAUUUGAAGUCGUCGGCAUUGAAUAUAUGGCUUUUAGGGUACGAGUUUCCCGAGACCGUAAUGCUGUUCAUGGGCAACCAGAUACACUUUCUAUGCAGCCAGAAAAAGGCUACUUUGCUUGAAGUGUUAAAAAAACCCGCCAAAAGCUCUCUGGGUAUCGAUGUGGUGUUACAUGUGAAGGCCAGGAAUGAUGCGGGAAGUUCCCAGAUGGAUAGCAUGUGUGAGGCUAUCAGGGCGCACUGCAGGUCGGAGGUUCCAGUUGUGGGAUGGAUUGCGAAGGAGGCUCCAGAAGGACAACUCUUAGAAGGUUGGGUUGACAAAUUGAAGGGAUCAAGUUUUCAACUUGUUGAUGCCAGCGCUGGAUUUUCAGAGGUUUUUGCUGUUAAGGAUGAUGCAGAGGUCACUAACAUUAAAAAGGCUGCAUUUUUGAGUGCUUCUGUUCUCAAAAAUGUUGUUGUCCCAAGGCUGGAGGUUGUUAUAGAUGAGGAGAAGAAGGUCACCCAUUCUGAUUUGAUGGAUGAUACAGAGAAAGCUAUUCUGGAUCCACAGAGGGCCAAAGUAAAGUUAAAGGCGGACAAUGUUGAUAUUUGUUACUCCCCUGUUUUCCAGAGUGGCGGGGAGUUUGAUUUAAGGCCUGGUGCAGUGAGCAAUGAUGAACAUCUAUACUAUGAUGCCACUGGAGUUAUUAUCUGUGCAAUUGGAUCCAGAUAUAAUAGUUAUUGUUCAAAUGUGGCAAGAACUUAUUUGAUUAAUGCCGAAGAUGUUCAGGGUAAGGCCUACAAGGUUCUGUUGAAGGCACAGGAAGCUGCUAUAAGUGCACUCAAGCCAGUCAAUCCUCUCAGUGCUGCCUAUAAGGCAGCUAUGGAUGUAGUUCAAAAAGAGGGCCCUGAACUUAUGCCUCAUCUGACAAAGUCUGCAGGAACAGGAAUAGGAAUUGAAUUUCGGGAGUCUGGUUUAAGCUUGAAUUCAAGAAAUGACAAAAUUGUGAAGGUUGGAAUGGCUUUUAAUGUAUCACUUGGGUUUCAGAAUUUGCAGUUGCAGACUGGUAACCCCAAAACACAGAAUUAUUCAUUGCUCCUUGCCGACACUGUGGUUGUUAAGGAUAAGGGGCCUGAAAAUGCAACUGGGGUUAGCUCCAAAGUAUACACUGAUGUUGCAUACUCAUUUAAUGAUGAUGAUGAAGACGAGGAAGUGAAACCCAAACCCAAGGCUGAGGUAAAUGGAGGAGAACCAGGCAUCUCCAAGGCAACCUUACGAUCUGAUAAUCAGGAGAUGACCAAAGAAGAGCAGCGCCGGCAACACCAAGCAGAGCUUGCAAGGCAAAAGAAUGAGGAGACUGCAAGAAGAUUGGCUGCAGGGGGCAUUGGUACAGGAGAUGGACAUGGCUCUUCCAAGCCAUCCACUGAGAUGGUUUCCUACAAAAAUGUGGAUGAUAUCCCCGUUUCUAGAGAGCUCAUGAUUCAGGUUGAUACGAAAAAUGAUGCUGUUCUGGUACCCAUAUAUGGCAUCAUGGUUCCAUUUCAUGUAGCUACCAUCAAGAGUGUUACAAGCCAACAAGACGGAGGGAAUUCUUAUAUAAGAAUAAUUUUUAAUGUUCCAGGUACUGGCUUCAAUGCCAAUUACAUGCCAACAAUGAAAUUCCCUAGCAGUAUUUAUGUUAAGGAAAUUUCCUUUAGAUCCAAGGAUUCAAAGCACAUCAACCAAGUGGUACAGAUGAUUAAAUCCCACAGACGGUCUGUAGCAAUGAAAGAGUCUGAAAAGGCAGAGAGAGCUACACUGGUGACUCAAGAGAAACUUCAACUUUCAAAAACAAAGCCAAUUAGGUUGGCAGACUUGUGGAUCAGGCCAGCAUUUGGUGGAAGAGGAAGAAAGAUGACUGGAACUCUGGAGGCUCACCAUAAUGGAUUUCGGUAUUCAACAAUGAGAGCAGAAGAGAGAGCUGAUAUCAUGUAUCAAAAUAUUAAGCACGCAUUCUUCCAGCCAGCGGAGAAGGAGAUGAUUACUUUGCUUCAUUUUCAUUUGCAUAAUCAUAUUAUGGUGGGAACCAAGAAGACCAAGGAUGUCCAGUUUUAUGUGGAGGUAAUGGAUGUGGUCCAAACUUUAGGAGGGGCAAGAAGGUCAAUGUAUGAUCCUGAUGAAAUUGAGGAAGAACAACAAGAGAGGGACAGGAAAAAUAAAAUCAACGCAGAGUUUCAAGGGUUUGUCAAGCGAGUAACAGAGCUAUGGGAGCAGCCUCAUCUAAAAGAUUUUGAACUAGAGUUUGAUAUACCUUUUAGAGAGCUUGGUUUUCAUGGAGUUCCUUUCAAAGCCUCUGCUUUUAUUGUUCCUACGGUAAACUGUUUGGUAGAGUUGGUGGAAUUACCUUUCUUAGUAAUAACUAUUAGUGAGAUUGAGAUUGUUAACCUUGAGAGAGUAGGACUUGGGCAAAAGGCAUUUGACAUGGCUAUUGUUUUCAAAGACUUCAAGCGUGAUGUACUCCGCAUUGAUGCCAUUCCUCAAUCUUCACUUGAUGGAAUCAAGGAAUGGCUGAACUCCAUGGAUAUAAAGUAUUAUGAAAGCAGAAUGAACUUGAACUGGCGGCCAAUUUUGAAGACUAUUACGGAUGAUCCAGAUAAAUUUAUUGAAGAUGGCGGCUGGGAAUUUUUAAACAUGGAAGCUAGUGAUUCUGAUUCUGAAAAUUCGGAAGAGUCAGAUCAAGGAUACGAGCCCUCUGAUAUAGAAGAGGAAUCAGAAUCAGAUGAGGAGGAUUCAGAAGAUGAAUCUCUUGUGGAGUCAGAUGAGGAUGAAGAAGAAGACGAAGAUUCUGAAGAGGAGGAAGGUAAAACAUGGGAUGAAUUAGAAGCUGAAGCCAGAAAUGCAGAUAAGGAAAAAGGGGACGAGUCUGACAGUGAAGAGGAAAGGCGACGGCGAAAGGUAAAAGCUACAGGGAAGUCUCGGGCACCUGAUAUUAGAGAUUCAAGAGGAAUGCCUGCUAAGAGGCAUAAAGCGAGAUAAAAUGAGUUCAUCUACAUCCUUCUACUAUUUAUUCAUGCGCAUAAAUGGUUCAAAUGAUGCAUAUAUGCUACCUUGAUCAGUGCUGUUACUUUGGUAGUUUGACUUCUACGACAACCAGCCAUUAGGUCAUUGUGUGUGGCAGCACAUUUGUGUUUUUAGUUAGCUUUUUUGGAUAGAUCAACUGGGUGUUAGGACAUUCCAUUUAUCUUUUGAAUGUUUAAAAAAGUCUAGUAUUAGACACUUCUCUAUAUUGAUCAGAUCAGGUUGCAGGUUUUUUACUGCUGAUUUCUUUA